UAGGAUGCUAGCGUCUAUGUCUGUUGUUUGUAAAUCUGCAUGCAUUUAUUCCAAAUGUGGAUUGAUUUGGGUGUAUGAGUGUAUAUGAGUGUGUAUGAAUGUGUGUGUGUGUGUGUGUGUGUGUGUGUGUGUUUGUGUAUGUUUAUGUAGGGAGGUUCUCCUGAAGGUCUUAAUGCAGCUGCUUGGCUGUUGGAGCUGUUAGUGGGUUGCCAGGAGCAACAGAGAGCCAAAACAGAUUAAGAAAUUCAAGUUGCUCAGCAGAGACUUACCUCAGCAGAGAUAUACCUCCAGAGCUACUACACAACUACUACACAACCCCCUGCACAACAAUACACUCACAAUUCCAAAUAACAACCGAUAACAAUACACAGCCACACCACCAACUACACUCAAAUAUCACCACACAAAGUAACACAACCACAAACAACAACACACAAUCACACAAACACCACACAGACAAACCAGAGGCAUGCACCCACAGCCAGAAACAUAACUAACAACACAAAAUCAAACUACAUACAACCACACCACCAAAUAAUGCACAAAGGAAAAGACAAAAGAAAAAUACACACAACUUACUGGCACUCAGUAAAAUGACAAUUCACUGAACAUUGAACAACAACCAAUAACAACACCUAAAUAAUGCAUACAGCCAAACCACACAGUAUCAUAUCACAACAAAUACACUUCAAUAGAUCCAGCCAACAACUAACACCACACCACACAAACACAACAGCACACAACCAAAUAAAACCCAAAGUGCACACCAUCUCCUAACUCAAGGCUAAACAACAUUUAAACAUAACACACAGCACAGUACACACCACCGAGCAAAUGUUUAAAUGUGUCCCUGAACAGGUAUUCUUGAAACUGUGACAUUAGAAUAGAGGAAACAUUACAUAUUUGUAUCUUUCAGUAAAAUAUUAUGAAUGACACACACAGACACACACAUGCACACACAAACUCCCAUUUCCCACAGGAGAUCUACACCGUGUGUUCGGUUAGUGCUUUUGCCCACUGGCCAUGACAUUGUUGAAAAAUCAAACACAAACAUCCCCUGAUGUGGUCCAGGUCAAUCAAAACAAAUCGCUCUAGUGUGAAAGCCACGAGCCUUGCUGGCCUCAACAGUCCGGAUGCCAUACACCUCUGACAUUUGGACCGUGUAAUUGGGGAAGGUGUUUCUUGGGAUCUGGAUGGGGGAGACACCGAAAGCCUCCACAGCACAUGCCUCUGGGCCAUCCCGAGGGCCCGGAACCGGGAGACAGGGGCCCCGGGGCCCAGCAGAAGCCGGAGCAGACAGCAUCUCAAGUUGAGCUGGCAGAGUGAGCUUCGGAAGGAAAAGAAUUGAACUUCCUGUGGGACAGAACAAAGCGAUGGCCCCUGCUUCAGAGGACCCUCGGAAGCACUUUCUUCUCACAACUGCAUGGAACUACUUCAGCCUGAAGCCGCAGCUCUCUCUGUUCAGCUGCACAGAGCUCAACAGCUUCCUGGACGAUGCCAGCGAGUUCCUGCUGGCUGCCAGCAGACAGGGAGAUGAGCUGCACUUCUCUAAUAAGAUGGACAGUGGGUGGGGGGAGGAACGGGUGCUAGUGUUCUUUAAGCUUCGUCCGUGUGUGAUUACAGAAGAAAAUGUGAGCAGUGUCCUGGUCUCCUCCAUGCUGGAAUCUCCAAUCAGCACACUGUAUCAGGCCCUCAGACAGGUGUUCAACCCAGCCCUCUUACAGGAUGAGAAAUGGAGUCAAGUGUUUGACCCACGGCUGCAGUCCUUGCUCAGUGAGUUGGAGGUGGGAUUGGGAUCUGUACUUCGACACACACACCCAAAGAAUCCUGGGAAAAGGAGUCUUUCUGAGGAUGACGUUCUUGGUAUUGUGACACCUUGUGAUGAAUUCCAGUAUUGGACAGAACUGGUUCACUUGAGAGAGAGGAGCACUGAAAGGGAGAGAGCAGUUCACUUCUGUGAGCUGUUCAGUCCUAUCGAGAAGGUCUACAGUAAUCUUGAGAGUGUGUGUCUAGUGGAGGGCCUGGAUCUGGUGGAAAGCACGCGAGACGUGUUGGAUGAUAUAUGGAGACAGAGUGAACAUGCACCUUACCCUGAAACACGCAUGCGCAGGCUCCUAGAUGUCAUAGGCUCGUCUCUGGGCCGGUUUGUUCAGAAGAAGCUGGGCACGCUGCACCUGUGGGAAGAUCCAUACUUCAGUAUCAGAGAGAGCCUUAGAGGGGGCGUGGCCAUCUGUGAACAGUGGGUGACGGCUUGUGAGCACCUGACUGGCCACGUGUGGAAACACUACACACCACACCCAUGGACGGGAGACAAACACUGCCCACACAGCCUCCCGAACCUCAUCCACCGAUUGGAGGAGGUGCUACAAAUCCGAACAGUUCAAGAGAAAUUGCAGCGUUUGUUAUCAGCAGGCCAGCAGCAACCUUUGACACCCAGAGUGUUUGACCCUUUCACUGGACUCAACCCUGUACUCUACAAUCCUUAUACUGAGUCUUUGUGGAGAGCUGCUGUAUCUCAGUUUGAGAGGGUGAUCGCCCCUGCUGAACAGGAAGUGGCAGGAAAACUUAAGACCUGCAUCAGGGAUGUACAAGACAGUCCUCAGCAGUUACUGCAGGUUUUCCAGAAGCACAAAGACCUUAUUAGACGGCCGACCGUGAGCAAAGCGCUCCAGCCAGAGAGAGAGAUCCUACUCACACGACUGCUUGACUACUGCAAAGGGCAACGCACUGACUUUGAGAGCCGUUGCCAUGGUACUCCAGGAGAGAAGAGUGGGCCUUUGGCAGGCCGCAACCUCCCUGAAGUAGUCAACAACAUAGUGUGGGUGAGACAGCUAGUCAUCAAGGUAGAUGAUUCUCUAAAGAUGGCAGAGGCGCUGUUGUCAGACCUGCCAGGAUUUCGUUCAUUUGCGCGUUUCUGUGAUGAGCUGCGGGAGCAGCUAAGGGCGUAUGAGCAGGAGCAGUUUGAGGAUUGGUCACGAGAACUGCUGUCCAGCCUCACUGAUCCCAAAUCAGGAAUCAGUCUGCAGGCGAGCGACCGUGUGAUGGAGCUGGACCACGUGGAUGGGACGCUGAAGGUCCAUUACUCCGAGCGGCUGCUGAGUCUGCUCAGGGAGGUGAGGCAGCUCUCUGUUCUCGGCCUCGCCAUCCCUGCCAAGAUCCAGCAGGCUGCCAGCACCGCAGACAAGUUCUACAAGCAGGCUGUCGUACUCAAACAGGUGGCUUAUUUCUACAACACUAUAGACCAGCAGAUGAUCCCGGCCCAGAGACCCAUGAUGUUGAACUAUGCCCUGGCCUUUGAGCAGGUCAUUAAGCAGAGUCAUUCAGAAGGGCAUGGUGGCAACAGGAGGCUCCAGAUAACGUGGGAGAAGCCCAGAGAGCUGGAGCUCUACAUCAGCAGGCUGCAGAACGCCGCCGAGAGGCUCUCCACUGAGAACAGGAAGCUUCGCAAGUGGCACUCUGACUUCACUGACAAGGUGGGGGUGCUAAUGGGGGUUGAUCUACUACGGCAGCAGCAGCGUUGGAAGGAUGGACUGCAGGAGCUCAGAACCGGCUUCGCCACCCUCGAGGCCCAGGGGAUCCGUGUAAGUGAUAUGCGUGCAUGGCGGCAGCACUGGAACCAUCAGCUGUAUAAAGCUCUGGAGCAUCAGUACCAGGUGGGCCUGGAGGCCCUCAACAAAAACCUGCCUGAAAUACACACACACCUCAUCUUCAAGCAGGGCCGCCUGCAGUUCCGUCCAGCCUUUGAGGAGGUCAGGGCCAAAUACUAUCGGGAGAUGAAGCGCUUCAUCAGCAUCCCCAACCAGUUCAAGGGCGUGAGCGAGCCAGGCGAGGAGCCGAUCUUCAGUGCCAUGAUCGAGCGCAACGCCAGCAGCUUCCUCUCUGUGUACAGCAAAGCCGAGCAGCUCUUCGGCAGGCUGCUCCGCGUACAGGACACGUUCCGGGAGUGGGUGGUCUUAGGACAGUUGGAUAUGGAAGCUCUAGUAGAAAGGCACCUGCACAGUGUACAGGACUGGGAGAAAAACUUCAGAGCCCUCAAAGCAAAGGGGAAAGAGUCUGAACGCCUCCCCAGUAUGGAGAAAGUGGACUGUGUCACAGUGAACUGUGAGCCAGUGAGGGCUGUGAUUGAUGAUCUAAUCCAGAAGCUCUUUGACACACUGUUGUCGUCUCUGCGAAAAUCCAUCCAGGGUCACAUCCAGGCCAUAGACUCAUUUGUUACUAGUGCACUGGAGAUGUUAUCUAUCCGACCAGAAAGUAUAGAAGAGAUUGGUGAUGCCAAUGCCAGACACAGUCAACUACAGGCCAAGAAACCUGAGGUUCUUCCUCAGUUCCAGCAGGCUGAGGAGAAGAACAGGUUGCUGCGUUCAGUGGCAGGAGGCGGUGUAGAUUCCAUCAGCUCCCUCAGAGCCAAGUGGGACAAGUUUGAGCUCAUAAUGGAGAGCCACCAGCUCAUGAUCAAAGAACAAGUGGGGGUGAUGAAGGGGAGUGUAGCUUCCCGCGUGCAGGUGUACCUGCAGGAGCUGCAGAAGUUUGCCACUCGAUGGGAGCAGCUCAGACCCAGCCAUGACAUCAUUGAGUCAGGUGACCAGCAGGCCCUGCAGCGGGCUGUGGAGAGCGUCCACGAGAAGAGAGCCGAGUUUGAAGAGCUUGAGUGCAAACGCAAAAAGCUCAUGGAGGACUGUGAGCACUUUGAGCUGGACAUUCCAGACAUGUCUCUGGCAUAUGACACACUGCGGGACCUGCAGGAGUGCUCGGACAUGUGGGCAUUUUAUGAGCAGUUUCAGCAGGGCCUGGAGCACAGCGCACAGCAGGACUGGAUAACAUUCAGGAGCAAGACAUAUGAGUUUGAGGAGUUUCUGUUCACAUGGCAUGAGCGCCUACGGAAGGUGGAGGCGCACACGACCAUGUCUGUCAUGCUGCAGAAGGAGGUGGACAAAUACAAGGGCCUGGUCCCUGUACUGAAGUAUGUGCGGGGUGAGCAUCUGUCUCAGGAUCACUGGUUGGAUCUGUUCCGCAUGCUUGGGCUGCCCAGAGGAACCACACUGGAGAAACUUCUGUUCAGAGACCUACUGAACGUUACACACACCAUCGUAGACAAGGCCCUGGAGCUGAAGGACCUGAACAGCCGUGCGCAUGCGGAGGUGAGCAUCCGCGAGGCUCUGCGAGAAUUGGAGCUGUGGGGGGCAGGGGUCAGCUUCUCCCUGAGCGAGUACAGGGAUAGCGCCGGUGACCCCGUGAGCCUCAUCCGCGACUGGAGGGACGUGGUCACCCAGGUAGGGGACAACCGCUGCCUGCUUCAGUCCCUGAAGGACUCGCCCUACUACCAGCGCUUCCAAGACAAGCUCGCACUGUGGGAGGGCCGGCUGGCCGACCUCGACGAGUACCUGCACAGCCUCAACACCAUCCAAAGGAAGUGGGUCUACCUCCAGCCCAUAUUUGGCCGCGGGGCGUUGCCGCGGGAGCAGGCCCGCUUUCAGAGAGUGGACGAGGACUUCAGGGCUAUUAUGUCUGACGUGCAGAGAGACAGUAGGGUGAUCUCGCUAACAGCCCGAGCAGGGAUGAGGAGCUCUUUAGUCACCCUACAGGACCAGCUGCAGCGCUGCCAGAAAUCCCUCAAUGACUUCCUGGAGGAGAAGCGGUCUGCGUUUCCACGAUUCUACUUCAUCGGUGAUGACGACCUGCUGGAGAUCCUGGGCCAGGCCACCAACCCCACUGUCAUCCAGACCCAUCUGAAGAAGCUCUUUGCGGGUAUCCACAGUGUGGACUUUGAUUUGAGCUGCAGUAGAAUUAUAGCUAUGAGGUCACUGGAGGGAGAGGUGGUGCCUUUGAGAAACACCAUCACCAUUAACAAUGAUGUGGAGGUGUGGCUAAGUGAGCUGUCAAAAGAGAUGAAAGAGACACUGAAGUUUCUGCUGUGUGAGUGUGUGAGCUCAGUGAAGCGAGGAGGCGUGGACCCCAACCGCUACCCCUCACAGAUCCUUUGCUUGGCUGAGCAGAUUCAGUUUACAGAGGAUGUGGAGAGUGCCAUCCGUCAGCAGGACCUCCACCAGCUGGAGCUGGAGCUGAUGGCCAAGCUGGAUCACUACACCAACACAGACACCAGCACCGACUCUGCGGAGUCCGGUGUGCUGCAGUUGAAGCUGAAGACUCUGGUUCUGGAUGUGAUCCACAACCUGUCGGUGGUGCAGCAGCUGCUGGAGACCCACGCGCACAGCACGGACGACUGGGUGUGGAAGAAGCAGCUUCGCUUUUACAUGGACCCUCAACAGCACUGCACCAUACACAUGGUGGAUGCAGCCUUUAACUACACCUACGAGUACCAGGGUAAUGCCCCUAAGCUGGUCCACACUCCCCUGACGGACAAGUGCUAUCUAACGCUGACUCAGGCCAUGAGAAUGGGCUUGGGGGGCAACCCGUACGGCCCGGCAGGGACGGGCAAGACCGAGUCCGUCAAAGCUCUGGGGGGGCUGCUCGGCAGACAAGUGCUGGUCUUCAACUGUGACGAGGGGAUCGAUGUGAAGUCCAUGGGCCGUAUCUUUGUUGGCUUGAUGAAGUGUGGCGCAUGGGGCUGCUUCGAUGAGUUCAAUCGCCUGGAGGAGGCUGUGCUGUCUGCUGUGUCUAUGCAGAUCCAGGCCAUCCAGAACUCUCUGAAACACCACACAGCCACCUGUCAGCUGCUGGGGAAAGAGGUGGAGUUGGACCCAAACUCUGGAGUCUUUAUAACUCUGAACCCUGCGGGUAAGGGUUAUGGAGGGAGACAGAAACUUCCAGAUAACUUGAAGCAGCUGUUCCGGCCAGUUGCCAUGACGAGCCCGGAUAAUGAGCUGAUAGCUGAGGUCAUCUUAUACUCAGAAGGCUUUAAGGAGGGAAAGGAGCUCGGACGCAAACUCGUGGCCAUAUUCAAUCUGGCCAGGGAGUUGCUGACCCCCCAGCAGCACUAUGACUGGGGUCUGCGUGCACUGAAGACAGUUCUAAGGGGCUGUGGGAGUUUACUGCAGCUACAGAGAAAACAGCAACACGACCAGCAGACACAAAUAAAGGAGAGUGGUCUUGUGGUCCAGGCCCUAAGGCUGAACACCAUGUCUAAGCUGACCUUUGCAGACAGCGCUCGGUUUGACGCGCUGGUGAGAGAUGUAUUUCCUGGGGUGGACUUCAGGGAUGUGGAGUAUGAAGCGCUGAGCACUGCCCUGCUGGCCGCUUAUGAGGAGGCGUGUCUGGAGGUCAUACCGAGCCAGAUGAAGAAGGCCCUGGAGCUGUAUGAGCAGCUGAAGCAGCGGAUGGGCGUCGUGGUGGUGGGGCCAAGCGGGGCGGGUAAGUCCACCCUCUGGAGGCUGCUGAGGGCGGCGCUGGGCCGGCUGGGCCUGCAGGUGAAGCAGUACACGGUGAACCCCAAAGCUAUGCCGCGACAGCAGCUGCUGGGCCACAUCGACAUGGACACACGCGAGUGGACGGACGGUGUACUCACCUCCUCCGCCAGGCAGGUGGUGCGUGAGCCGCAGGAGGUGAGUUCAUGGAUCGUGUGCGAUGGCGACAUCGACCCAGAGUGGGUGGAGUCUCUGAACUCCGUCUUGGACGACAACCGCUUGCUGACGAUGCCCAGUGGAGAGCGCAUUCAGUUUGGCCCCAACGUCAACUUCCUGUUUGAGACCCACGACCUGAGCUGCGCCUCGCCUGCUACCAUCUCCCGCAUGGGCAUGAUCUUCCUCAGUGACGAGGACACUGCUGUGGGCUCUCUGCUGAGGGCAUGGUUGAGAAGAGAGGAGGAGGAGAACAAGGCGCAUCUGGAGAACUGGCUGAAUGAUUACUUCCAGCAAGCACUGGACUGGGUUUUCAGACAGAAUGAUUUUGUAGUGGAGACCAGUCUGGUGGGGACAGUGAUGAAUGGUCUGUCCCAUCUGACGGGGGUGAGGGAGCGGGGCCAGUUUGUAGUUGGCCUGAUCCGUGGGCUCGGUGGAAACCUCCAUCUCAAAUCACGUCAGGAAUUUGCCAAGGAGGUUCUGAGCUGGGCGAGGGAGACUCCUCCAGACCCACGGAAGCCUCUGCAUACGUACUAUGAUGCUGAGUCAGGCCGGCUGAGGGCGUAUGAGCUACAGCAUGGGGAUGGAGUGUGUGUGGAGGACUUCAACAGUCCACACACACUCCCUGUCAUACACACUCCCGACAUGCAGCGAGCACUUCACGUCUUCACACGCUGGCUCCAGUCCGGACUCACACAGCCCUUCCUGUUGGUUGGACCAGAAGGCUGUGGAAAGGGGAUGCUGUUGCGAUAUGCGUUCUCCAGGCUGCGCUCUACACAGGUGGCUGUGGUGCACUGCAGCGCUCAAACGUCAUCCCGUCACGUGCUGCAGAAACUCUCGCACACAUGUGUCACCAUCAGCUCCAACACGGGCCGCGUGCUCCGCCCCAAAGAUUGCGAACGUCUUGUCCUCUACCUCAAAGACAUCAACCUCCCCAAACCAGACAAGUGGGCCACCAGCAACAUCAUUGCUUUUCUACAGCAGGUGUUGACAUAUCAUGGAUUCUAUGAUGAGAACCUGGAGUGGGUGGGGCUAGAAAACAUUCAGAUUGUGGCCUCCAUGUCAGCAGGGGGCGCCCUAGGACGACACACGCUCACCACUCGCUUCACGUCUAUUGUGCGCAUCUGCACUAUUGAUUAUCCUGACAAGGAGCAGCUGCAGACGAUCUAUAGUGCAUAUCUGUCACCAGUGUUGCAGAGAACUCUGGGAGAUCACCCAACUUGGAGCGCCGCUGGGAGAAUCCACCAGCUCUCCGGCUCAUUGGUGCAGAUCUAUGAGCAGGUAAAGGCUAAGUUCACUGUGGAUGACCAUAGUCAUUACCUGUUCACACCAUGUGUGCUGACUCAGUGGGUGCUGAGCCUGCUCAGAUACGACCUGACGGCAGGUCUUUCUGCCGUUCGCUCUCCCGGCGUUUCCAUUACCGACUCUGUGUUGGAGGUGGUCGUUUAUGAGGCUCACCGGCUGUUCAGAGACAGGAUUGUCUCCAGUAAAGACUUAAACACAUUUGACAACAUACUGAGUUCCAUCAUCAGAGGGGACUGGAGCUCAGACGUGCUUGACAACUUGUCAGACACGUACUUUGUGACAUGGGGAGCGAGUCACGAGGGGCGGGUCCCUGGUCAGCCACCCCCCCCUUACGGCAAACCCUUGGGCCGCCUCAACACCUCCGACCUCACCGAGGUUAUUCGCAAGGGUGUUGCGCUGUAUGGGCGUGACAACCGUGAGAUGGAGCUCCUGCUCUUCCCGGAGGUCCUGGACUACAUGGCGCAGGCGGACCGGGUUCUGAGCCGGCCGGGAGGGUCCCUGCUGCUGGCCGGCCGGAGCGGAGUGGGUCGCCGCACAGCCGUGAGCGUGGUCAGCCACAUGCACGGCGCCACGCUCUUCACGCCCAAAAUAUCCCGCUCCUAUGGCCUCAAGCAAUUCAGAGCGGACCUGAAAACCGUGAUGCAGUUAGCUGGCAUCGAAGGGCAGCAGACGGUGCUGCUGUUGGAAGAUUAUCAGUUCGUUCAUCCCUCCUUCCUAGAGAUGGUCAACAGUCUCCUGUCCUCAGGUGAGGUUCCUGGGUUGUAUUCUACUGAAGAGUUGGAGCCAUUACUGUUGUCUCUGAAGGAUCAGGCUUCACAGGAUGCCUUCACCGGACCCAUUUUCAACUACUUCUCCCACCGUGUCCAGCAAAACCUCCAUGUGGUGCUGAUAAUGGACUGCACUAAUGAACAUUUCACUAUUAACUGUGAGAGCAACCCAGCACUGUACAGGAAGUGCUGUGUGCAUUGGAUGGAGGGCUGGUCUGAGAGCAGCAUGAAGAAGAUCCCUGAGAUGUUUUUGGCUGGGAUGGAAAAACAGGAGAAGAGCUCAGAUAAAAAAAAGCACAGUUUAGCUUCGGUACAGGCGGAUUUCUUUCACUCAUUCCUGAAGAUCCAUGAGUCCUGUCGUGAGUACAGGGCCACACCCAGCCACUAUCUGAGCUUCCUCAGAGUGUACCAGUCCAUCUACAGCAGCAAGCAGAAGGACCUCACUCAGAGACAGCAGCACCUGCAGGCGGGCGUGGCUAAGCUGAAUGAAGCAAAGUCAUUGGUUGAUGAACUGAAGAGGCGGGCCGCUGAGCAGAGUGUUCUACUGAAGACCAAGCAGGCCGAGGCCGAUGCAGCCCUGCAAGAGAUCACCAUGUCCAUGCAGAAUGCGAGUGAUCAGAAGACUGAGAUGGAGAAGGUGAAGGAGAAAAUGGCUCAGGAGGUGGCCAAGAUCGCGGAGCGUAAGAAGAAGAUCGACGACGAGCUGAAAGAAGUGCAGCCCCUGGUUGAGGAGGCAAAGCACGCUGUUGGCAACAUUAAGCCCGAGUCUCUGUCAGAGAUCCGCUCUCUGCGCAUGCCCCCUGACGUCAUCAGGGACAUCCUGGAGGGAGUGCUGAGGCUCAUGGGAAUGUUCGACACAUCCUGGGUCAGCAUGAAGAGUUUCUUAGCCAAGCGAGGCGUGAGAGAGGACAUCGCAACGUUCGAUGCCCGAAACAUCGCACACGAGAUCCGCCAAAGCGUAGAAGACCUGCUUCACAGGAACAAGGCCUCCUUCGACCCAAAGAAUGCGAAGCGAGCUAGUGCAGCUGCUGCUCCUCUGGCUGCCUGGGUGAAGGCUAACGUACAGUACUCGCACGUUCUGGAGAAAAUACAGCCACUGGAGUUAGAGCAAGCACAACUCGUGGAGAACCUGCGUAAGACGGAGAGCCGGAAAAAUAAGCUGGAGGCUCAGCUCAACUCUGUAGGGGAAAGAGUUCUGGAGCUGAAAGAGAAGUUCCAGUGCCGUACUACUGAAGCUGCAAAGCUGGAGGCUGAUGUUAGCAGAGCUCAGGAGACCAUCAGUGCCGCUGAGAAGCUCAUCCACCAGCUGGAUGGAGAACACACGCGCUGGAACACACAGAUGGAGGAGAUCAGUGAGGAGUUGGACACUCUUCCUAAGAGAGUUCUGCUGGCAGCAGCCUUCAUCACAUACCUGUCAGCAGCACCAGAGAACGAGCGCAGAGCCAGCCUACACACCUGGAUGGACAACUCAGGAUUACAGAAAUUUGACUUGCGUCACUUCUUGUGCUCUGAGAGUGAGCAGUUGAUCUGGAAGAGUGAAGGGUUACCAUCUGAUGACCUGUCCAUGGAAAACGCUCUAGUUAUCCUACAGAUCACAGCACUAAAAACCCAGAGUGUGGCAUGCCCGUUCCUGAUAGAUCCUUCCUCACGUGCGACUGAGUGGUUACGCACUCACUUAAAAGAGCAUCGGCUAGACGUUAUUAACCAACAGGACUCUAAUUUUAUGACUGCGCUAGAGCUGGCAGUGCGCUUUGGGAAGACUUUGAUCAUUCAGGAGUUGGACGGCGUGGAGCCCGUGCUUUACCCCCUACUGCGAAGAGACCUAAUCGCACAGGGUCCACGCUAUGUGGUGCAGAUUGGAGACAAAGUCAUUGACUAUAACGAGGAUUUUCGGCUGUUUCUGGCAACCCGGAACCCCAGUCCCUUCAUCCCCCCUGAUGCUGCAUCCGUAAUUACUGAAGUAAACUUCAGCACAACUAGAUCAGGACUGAGGGGACAGCUCUUGGCAUUGACUAUUCAGCAGGAGAGACCUGAGCUGGAGCGUGAGAAGACCAGACUGCUGCAGCAGGAGGAAGAGAAGAAGAUUCAGCUUGCUCUGCUGGAAGAGUCCCUGCUGGAGACCCUAGCUACAGCUCAAGGUAACAUUCUGGAGAAUAAAGAGCUGAUUGAGUCUCUGAACCAGACGAAGGCCAGCAGUGCCUUGAUCCAUGACGCUCUUGUAGAGUCUCACAGACUACAGAUGUCUCUUGACCAGGAGCGGGAUGCGUAUCUGCCUCUGGCUGAGAGGGCCAGUAACAUGUAUUUUGUAAUAACUGAUCUGUCCCGAAUUAAUAACAUGUACAGAUUCAGCCUGUCUGCAUUCCUCCGAAUCUUCCACAGAGCCCUGCAGACCAAACAGGAGAGUAACAGCACCGAGGUCAGAAUCGCUGUACUGGAAGCAUCUCUGAAGACUAUGGUGUAUGAGUACGUUUGCCGAUCCCUAUUUAAGGCCGAUCAGCUCAUGUUCGCGCUGCACUUUGUGAAGGGAAUGCAUCCUGAACUGCUCCAGGAGAAUGAAUGGGAUACAUUCACUGGCCUAAUAGUAGGAGACAUGGUGAAAAAAGCGGACUCCCAGAAGUCCUUGCAAGAACAGAUUCCUUCCUGGAUUGAUCAGGAGAGACUAACAGCAGUGGCAUUACUCAAGAGCACCUUCCCAGCGCUGUACCAGUCUCUCUGUCUGCACGAUGCCGGCCUCUGGCUCGCCUUUUCACGCAGCUCCACCUGCGAACAGGAAAUUCCACCCUUCAUCACAAAGAAGAUCUCGCGCUUUCAACAGGUGCUGGUGGUGCAGGCGCUCAGGCCGGACAGACUGCAGAGCGCCAUGGCAACCUUCGCUUCACACGCCCUUGGUAUGAGGGAGUUGUCUCCUCCUCCCCUAAAUCUGCGCCGUCUCUAUGGGGAGACUCUGGAAUUGGAGCCAGUGUUGAUAAUAAUCUCCCCUGGAGCAGAUCCAUCCCAGGAGCUCCUGGAGCUUGCCAGUGAGACAGUUGGGCAAGAGAACUACCACGAGGUGGCAAUGGGCCAGGGCCAGGCAGACUUAGCCCUGCAGGUUCUGAGAGAGUGCGCGCGCAAUGGAGAGUGGCUCUGUCUGAAGAACCUGCACCUGGUCACUGCGUGGCUCCCCCUGCUGGAGAAGGAGUUGAACAGCAUACAGCCUAAAGCAGGGUUCAGGCUGUGGUUGACUGCAGAAGUCCAUGCCAACUUCACACCUAUCUUACUGCAGUCCAGCCUUAAGAUCACUUAUGAGGCUCCGCCUGGUCUGAAGAAGAACCUGCUGAGGACGUAUGAGUCGUGGAGUGCAGAGCAGGUCGGUAAAGGAGGGCAAAUCGCACGUGCUCAGUCACUCUUCUGCCUGGCAUGGUUCCACGCUGUGUGUCAGGAGCGACGCAAUUACAUACCACAGGGUUGGACUAAAUUCUAUGAAUUUUCUCUGUCUGAUCUAAGAGCGGGCUUUGACAUCAUUGACCGACUAUUUGAAGGUGGUAGGGUGUUUCAGUGGGAGUUCGUGCAUGGGCUUUUGGAGAACGCCAUCUACGGCGGCCGCGUUGACAACGUGUGUGACCUGAGGGUCCUGCGCUCUUAUCUGCAGCAGUUCUUCAGCUCCCAAGUGCUCACACACUCACAUACUCCCUCCCACAGCAUGAGAACGUCGGCCUUUCCCCCUCAGAUCAACCUCCCUAACUCCUGCAGCAUAGUGGACUAUCGUGGUGUGGUGGAGAGUCUCCCAGAGGACGACAGGCCCAGUUUCUUUGGCCUGCCAGCCAACAUCGAGCGCUCUGCCCAGCGGAUCACCAGCACACAGGUGAUCUCUCAGCUGAGAAUUCUGAGCAGAUCUUUGGCUGCGGGGUCAAAGUUUGACCGAGAUGUGUGGUCUAGUGGCCUAUCGCCCAUUCUCAACCUGUGGAAGAAGCUUAACCAGGGUUCAUCUCUGAUCCAACAGAAAGUAACUCCUCCCAGUGAGGGCAUGGGCUCCCCUGUGCGCUCAUUCAUCCUACUGGAGCAGUUUAACGCCAUUCGAUUGGUGCAGAGCAUCCACCAAUCACUGGCAGCACUCAGUAAGGUGAUCAGGGGCACCUGCCUUCUUACUGCUGAUGUCCACAAACUGGCAACUGCUCUGCUCAACCAGGAGUGUCCGCUGAGUUGGCAGAAUAAGUGGGAGGGUCCAGAGGAUCCAAUGCAGUACCUCCGAGCUGUAGUGGCCAGAGCUCUUGCUGUUCAGAGCUGGGUAGAGAGAGUGGAGAGGAACACUCUCCUAAACGACACUCUAGAUCUGUCUGAACUCUUCCACCCUGACACGUUCCUCAACGCCCUGAGACAGGAAACCGCCAGGUCUAUGGGCUGCUCCAUGGACAGUCUGAAGUUUAUGGCAUCAUGGAAGAGUGCAAUAUCAGGUGCCAAACUACAAGUGAAGGUUGGUGGGCUGCAGUUGGAGGGCUGUAGUUUUGAUGGGAUUCGUCUGAGUGAGAACCAGCACGACUCUCCAAGUGUGUGUGCUGUUCCUGCUUGCCACAUGGCCUGGAUCCCACAGACUGUUCAAGGUAGUUAUUCCCCAGUGGAGUUUGUGUGGCUGCCACUGUAUAUGAGUGCGGAGAGAGUGCGAGUAGUCACACAUGUUCAGCUGCCCUGUGGAGGAAACCAGGACCAGUGGAUCCAGAGUGGAGCUGCUCUGUUUCUCAAACAACAGUAACACACACACAAACCAGUACCAGUGGAUCCAGCAGUAGUGUAUGUGCACACACACACACACACACACACACACACACACACACACACACACACACACAAAGACACACGCGCUUGGUGUGUGUGGGUGGAGCACUGUCUCUUCUCUCUCCGUACGGCUGUGUGCAUUACUGUAGAAAAUCAAUAAAUCUGUUUCUAUACGUUUAAAAUAUUCUUUUAUAUUCAAAUAAAUAUUCAAAUAAAUCUGUCACAAUUGUAGUUGGUUUAUGUACAUUAGCUGUGUGUAUAUUAAUAAGGAACUGUUGUAAAAACAUUCCUGUGGUAACUACAAUGCACUCAUCAAAUAAAUAUUCAAUUAAGUCAAGGCAAAAAA
Molecule: messenger RNA, 14681 nt
Organism: Electrophorus electricus (electric eel)
Lineage: Eukaryota; Metazoa; Chordata; Actinopteri; Gymnotiformes; Gymnotidae
Gene: dync2h1
Product: dynein cytoplasmic 2 heavy chain 1
Biological process (GO): microtubule-based movement
Cellular component (GO): axonemal dynein complex
Molecular function (GO): dynein light intermediate chain binding; dynein intermediate chain binding; ATP binding
Source: RefSeq, a predicted model, not a curated record